Messenger RNA from Calypte anna (Anna's hummingbird), 4427 nucleotides. It is a transcript of the gene B4GALT6, whose product is annotated as beta-1,4-galactosyltransferase 6. Gene Ontology annotation, biological process: carbohydrate metabolic process; glycosphingolipid biosynthetic process. The record is from RefSeq and is a predicted model, not a curated record. The transcript is spliced from 9 exons. Gene Ontology annotation, molecular function: UDP-galactose:glucosylceramide beta-1,4-galactosyltransferase activity. NCBI's taxonomy places the organism in Eukaryota, Metazoa, Chordata, Aves, Apodiformes, Trochilidae. Bases 591 to 1739 code for a protein of 382 amino acids.
UGGGGCGGGGCCGGGGCCGGGCAGGGCCGGGCCGGGCCGGGCGGCUGCAGAGCGACUGCUGCCGGUGCGGGAGAAGGUGGGAGCUGGGUUGGGCCGGGCUAGGCUGGGCGCGGAGGUGACUGCCCGUCGGUAGCGGGGAUGCUGCUAUCGCUACCGCCGCCACCGCCUGUGAGGAGGCAGCAGGCGGGAGAGCGGGCGGCCUCGGCGCCCGGCGGUAUGAGCAGCGGCGGGAACGUUCCCCGAGUUCCGCGGCGGCGCUAGGGGCCCCUCCCCGCUCCGGCCGCCACCUGCGAAGCGCGGCGGCGGUUUAGCCUGCUCGGAGACGCAGCGCGAAGGGGGCAACCGGGCCGGCCAUAAAACACCGCCGCCGCCCACCCUUCUUGAGCGGCGUCGCUGCCCCUGUCGUCCCCUCUCCGGCUCGCCCUCUCCCGGUGAGGCGGAGGGAGGGAGGGAAGGAGGAGGCGAACGGAGUCCCCUCGUCACCUUCUCGCUGCCCCAUCCAUGGGAGAAGCGGGCCGUCUCCCUCUGGGAACUGCCGCCGCGGCUCGCCGGGACUGAGCGGAGCGGCCGUCCGCCGGCGCUGAGGGAGGAUGCCACUGUUCCGGAAGGUGCUGCGGGUGUCCAAUCGCUCCAUGCUCGCUUUCAUCUUCUUUUUCUCCUUCUCCUCCUCCUGCCUCUACUUUAUCUAUGUGGCCCCCGGAAUCGCAAACACAUAUCUCUUUAUGGUGCAAGCUCGUGGUAUAAUGUUGAGAGAAAAUGUAAAAACAAUAGGACAUAUGAUCAGAUUGUACACUAACAAAAAUACUACACUGAAUGGAACAGAUUAUCCUGAAGGAAACAACUCUAGUGACUCUGUUGCUCAAACAACAAUGUAUCUUCCAGAAAACUUCACUUACUCUCCUUACCAGGCUUGUCCAGAGAAGCUGCCUUACAUGAGAGGCCUCAUCGAUGUCAAUGUAAGUGAAAUUAGUUUUGAUGAAAUUCAGCAACUGUUUUCAAAAGACUUAGACAUUAAACCAGGAGGGCACUGGAAACCAAAGGACUGUAAGCCAAGGUGGAAGGUGGCAAUCCUUAUUCCUUUUCGGAAUCGCCAUGAGCAUCUUCCAAUUUUUUUCCGUCAUCUGAUACCAAUGUUGCAGAAGCAGCGGCUGGAAUUUGCCUUCUAUGUUGUUGAACAGACAGGCACACAACCUUUUAAUCGUGCAAUGCUCUUUAAUGUUGGCUUCAAAGAAGCGAUGAAAGAUGCAGUUUGGGAUUGCAUAAUAUUUCAUGAUGUGGAUCACUUACCUGAAAAUGACCGAAAUUAUUAUGGAUGUGGAGAAAUGCCACGCCAUUUUGCAGCAAAGCUGGACAAAUAUAUGUACAUUCUUCCAUACAAUGAAUUCUUUGGUGGUGUAAGUGGCCUGACAGUGGAACAAUUCAAAAAGAUCAAUGGAUUUCCCAAUGCCUUCUGGGGAUGGGGUGGAGAAGAUGAUGAUCUUUGGAACAGGGUUCACUAUGCUGGAUACAAUGUAACCAGACCAGAGGGAGAUUUGGGGAAGUACAAAUCCAUUCCUCAUCAUCACAGAGGUGAAGUCCAGUUUUUAGGACGAUACAAACUUCUGAGGUAUUCCAGAGAACGCCAGUAUAUUGAUGGGCUGAACAAUUUAAUUUAUACCCCUAAAAUACUUGUCAGUAAAUUGUAUAAAAAUAUAACUGUUAAUCUCAUACCAGAACUUGCUCCUGUUAGAGACUAUUGAUGGAAGUGGAAUGACAAGCUAGUCUGCCAGAAUAAACUUUUAGCACUGGAAGCUACCAAUACACUGUAAAACAAAACAAACUGCAGCUUAGAAUUAGAGAAAUUUGACAAUCUGUUGAUGCAUUAUUUGGGAUGAGAAGUAAAGUGUCUGUAUGUACCAUGCAUUUUGUUCUGAAAGAAAAGCCAGCAGCUACCACUCAGAUGUUUACAGCAUGAGACUACUGUUCAUGCCUUCAUUCUUCAUGUUCUUUAUCUUAACCAUUCAACUAAAAUAAGCUGCAGAAACCAGACUUGUAGUUCUCUGGAAGUAGGGACAGAGGCCUCUUCUUCCAUGAAGUUUUUUAUACUAAUCUGCUUCUCCUCCCCCACCCCAACCGUAUUUAAAUGAAUGCUUUUGUUUAUUUAAAAAUGUUUGUAAAUACGUGAUGUAAAUUAAUGCGUGUACAUUGCUUUUUAAAUGUCUCUUUUUUGCUUCAGUAUGUAUUUUAAGUGUGUUCUUGUUUGAGUUCUAUAGGAAUGUUUUUAUUAGCAUGAAAGAACAAGUGUAAAAUAUAAGUAUGCUUUAAAAAAGGUUAUACCUUAUGUGAAAUGAAGGAAAUGUUAAUUGUUGGCCAGCUAUGACUGUAAACUGUUAUACUAGUUUUGAGCUCUAGGCCGCCUGCAUAUCUAUAUAGAAAAAUCAAUUUUGUAUAUGAAAACUUGCUAGAAAGAAAGCUUUUAAUUUUAUUUAUUGCCAGCAGAAUUAUAUGAUACCCUGCCUGCCAUCUAAAUCAUAUUUAUAUGCAUAUUGCAUGUGUAUUACAGAAAAAUCUUUGCAGUUGUUGCGUAUUACGAUCUACAGGAACUCUUAAAUGUUUCCAAGUGUGCCACUGGUGUCAAUGUCAGGGAUUUUAAUGCCUAAAACAAUGUGUCUGAGUGCUUACAGUAUUUUGUUAUUGAUUUUUUUAAAAAGUGUCCUAGUAAACAGCACUUUUAUUCCUCCAAAGUCUGAAGAGCCAAAAACAUGUCUUCACUGGAAGAAUAUUAAAGUUAGAUUUUUAAGAAAAUAAUAAAACAUAGUUCUAAUAGUUCUAAUGCUUGCAGUGUGAGAUUUUCAGAGCCACGGUGCUGGUCAAAGUGUUCUGCUGCUGCCACUGAUGGCAUAAGUGGAAAUGAAAGCAGACCAAUACCAAGUGCUUUUUAAAAUUCCACUCGUUAUAUAUUAAUCAAUAUAACUAUUUAAGGGCCUAUUCUGGUAAAGUGCUGAAUGCUUCUAUGAUGCACUAAGUAUCCUCAAGUCGAUGACUUCCAAUGAGAUUGAGGUUGCACAGUCCCACCAAGGAUUGGCCCUGUCUGUUUCUCUGUUUUUGUGGUGUUAUAUGUAUGAGUAACGAGCCUCUUGGCUUACAAUGAAAAACAUAUCUUCUUUUCUGUUUGCUUGUAAUGUUUAUGCUACCUAAAAGUAUCCCUCUGCUAAGGAUUAUUAUCUUUCCUUAUAUUUUUUUACAGCUCUUGUUAAUACUAAGUAGAAGGACUGGAUCAUUAUUUUCUAUGUUAAUGCCAAAGAUAUUGAGCAAGAUCUACUAACUGUUUUGUUUGUCAGUUACUCAACUCUUUAGGAACCAAAGACUGACUUCUGCUCCCAUGAAGAAUGGAAAGUAGAAUAUAAUAAGGAUUGUUUAUCCGUAGAGUGUUCUAUAAGAGUUUUGACAAAGAAUGCUAACUUUAACUCAUUACUAUGUGUUGGUUUCCUGAACUGCUGCCACAGAUGGUAUGGUGCUUUGUAUAUUUGAGUCUGUUUGCCAUAAACACCUGAUAUUUUUUUUGACAUCCCAGUAGCAAAAUUUUGCCAUUAGCCAUUCUUCAGUAAAGGUGUAAGCUAGUUGUAGUCACCCCAAAUAUUUAUUAGUUAUGUAAUGAUUUAAUUUAAGUAGUUGAGAACAAUUUUAAGGGAUAUUUUAAACAGUAUUGAAAUUACCUUAAAAUCUACCAGUUAAUAUAAUAUGCUUUAGGAAUGAUGUAAUGCAGUGACAAUAACAAGAAGCGAGCAUAAAGUGAACAAAACAUCCUUCAAAAGCAUGCUUAAGUGGUUUAUCAUCUCCUAAUAUAUUUUUCUAUUACUGAGUGUAUAAAAUAUUCUCGAGCAUAUGGAUAAAGAGGAAAUAAUUACUUGUAUAAGCAAUUAUAGCUUCAAAAUAAAAUUUGUCUUAUUUCAUAACAGAUUAAAACAAGAAGUGUUGAAUGACUUUUUAAAUCCCUGAUGUAAUUUUGAAGUGAUUUCUGGUUCUCAGUACAAGUUCACCUACAAUUUAACGUGCUAUUAUGAAACAUCCUUUGGUACCAUAGGUCUGUACUGUUUUCUGAAGCAUGCUUUUGUGCCCAUUUCUUAGGCAUUCUGUGAAAGUGCAGUUUUAAAAAUUCCUAAUGCAUAGAUAUGUGUAUAUACAUAUAUACAUACUAUAUUAAACCUAUGUUGUGGCUGAACUAAUAUAAACUUUACAGCUCUAAGUGAUUAAUCAUGUAUGGUCUUAGAAAAAUGUGAUUUAAACCAGUAUGUGAAUGGAUUAUGACAUAUAGCUGAGUCCUUUAAAAGUUUACAUUUUGGUGUCCUGAAGUGAUGGAUUUUGAGCUGUUAACCAACACUCUUCUUCUCUAAAUAUGUUCUUUCGCUCUGUUAAGAAGUUUUAAAAGUUGUCAUCUUUAAAUUCCA